Salvelinus sp. IW2-2015 is the source of this 2641-nucleotide messenger RNA. The record is from RefSeq and is a predicted model, not a curated record. NCBI's taxonomy places the organism in Eukaryota, Metazoa, Chordata, Actinopteri, Salmoniformes, Salmonidae.
AAAGUGUUACAUAGCUAGAGCAGWCUUGGGCGCCUAUACAGUUAUUGCUGUUAGCCGUGAACGCCAUCUUGGAUCUAGAUGGUUUUUAAACGGGGAAAACAGGAAAAGGGACAGGAAAAUAGAUACUUUCGUUCUUAUUUAGUAAUUUCCCCCACUGGCUGAUGAUGAAGAAACACGAGUCAUGACGUCGCCUCUUUAUUUGCUGAUAUAGUUCAAAUCGGUAAAUCUGAGAGGAAAUAGGAUUGUGGACUGAGGAAAUUUCCGCAGUUUACUGUAAYUUGGUUUGUUUAUGUUAUUCAACCCGGACAUGGACUCUUCUAACCCAGACAUACCAGAUGAUUCUCUGGGUUUGGGAGCCGGUGGGGCCCAGGCAAGCAGCAGUGCUGUUGUGCCAAAAGGGUCCAAUAAGAGGCGAGCUGCGCCAGACUUCGAUGAUGAUGAUGAUGAUGAUGAUGAUGGAAGCAAGCUCUUCAGGUGUGAUGACGACGGAGGAGGAGGAGACAAAGAGCGAUUUGCCAGGGAGAACCACAGUGAGAUUGAGCGGCGGCGGAGGAAYAAGAUGACUGCUUACAUCACAGAGCUGUCGGACAUGGUUCCCACCUGUAGCGCGUUGGCACGGAAACCAGAUAAGCUGACCAUCCUGCGCAUGGCCGUGUCCCACAUGAAGUCUCUGAGAGGGAGCGGCAACACUGCAGCAGACGGGACAUACAAACCAUCCUUCCUCACCGACCAGGAGCUGAAACACCUGAUCCUGGAAGCUGCUGAUGGCUUCCUGUUUGUGGUGUCGUGUGAGAGUGGACGGGUCGUCUACGUGUCAGACUCCCUGACCCCUGUUCUUAACCAAUCACAGUCCGACUGGCUAGGCUCCUCACUCUACGACCAGCUCCACCGGACGACGAGCAAACUACGAGAGCAGCUCUCUACUGCAGAGAAUAACAAUACAGGGAGGAUGUUAGACCUGAAGACAGGAACAGUUAAGAAGGAGGGACAGCAGUCCUCCGUGAGGAUGUGUAUGGGAGCCAGACGAUCCUUCAUAUGUAGGAUGAGAUGUGGUUCGUGUCCAGUGGAGCCCAUGUCUAUGAACAGAUUGAAUUUCCUGCGGAGCAGGAACAGGAAUGGUCUGGGUCCACCCAAGGAUGGGGAGCCUCAGUAUGUGGUGGUCCACUGCACUGGAUACAUCAAGUCCUGGCCCCCCACAGGGGUGAAUCUAACAGAUGAGGAAGCAGACAAUAUUCAGGGGAGUCGCUACUGUCUAGUCGCCAUCGGUAGACUUCAGGUGACCUCUUGCCCGAGCGACACAGACAUAAACAGCAUCAGCGUUCCGGUGGAGUUCAUCUCUCGUCACAACUGCCAGGGCCUCUUUACCUUCGUAGACCACCGCUGCAUGGCCACAGUGGGCUACCAGCCUCAGGAACUGCUGGGUAAGAACGUCUUGGAGCUGGCCCACCCUGAGGACCAGGGUCUGCUGAGAGACAGCUUCCAGCAGGUGGUCAAGCUGAAGGGUCAGGUGCUGUCCGUCAUGUUCCGCUUCCUGUCAAGAACCAGAGCCUGGCUCUGGAUCAGGACCAGCUCCUUCACCUUCCAGAACCCCUUCUCUGAGGAGAUAGAGUACAUCAUCUGUACCAACGCCAACGUCAAGCAGUUGCAGCAGCAGCAAGCAGAGUUGGGGGGAGGAGGGAGAGAUGGUCUGUACGAGGCAGGACAGGUUACACUUCCACAGAUGCCUGUCCAGGCCGUGACCGCAGCUGGAACUGACCACAGUAAGACCAUGGACAAGGCAGAGAUGCACCCUCCAUGUACCCAACCAGACCAGGCCAAGUUCCUGCCCUCCACCUCUGCCCCGGAGUACCCAUCUACCCUCAGGACAACAAACAACUACACCACUGCCAACCGCUCCAACGACACAUACAGCAGGUCAGUAGGGAUGGCCCCUCAGAUGGUGCAGUCAUCCCACUCCGCAGGCCAGAUGCUGGCUCAGAUGUCCCGUCAGAACGGGGCACCCCCUCCAACAGCAGCCCCCUACAGGGAGGGGCCAGCGGUGGGCUGGCCGGGGCCAGCGGCGGGGGCUAGACCCCUUUAACAACCAGGUGGGCCCCAGGCAGGGAAGGCCCUGUCUCCCCAGUUUGCCAUGGGGAGUUUUGUGGGGGGCUCUUCCUCCUCAUUUGGGGUGAUGCCACCUGCCGCUCCGACCCCCACCACGGGGGCUAUACCAAAUAUCAACCCCCGCGCCAGCCUCAAUACCAACGGAUAUGAUGGCUUGGGGUCGGGGCAGCAGUUCCCCUCCAGGGCAGCGGAGGCAGUGUGGCSCCAGUGGCAGGGCCAGCAGCAAGYUCAGAACAGYGCAGAGCAGCACCCCCACGCACAGAACAACCAGCCUGACAUCUUCCCUGAUGUUCUCGCCAUGCUGGACCAGCCGGCCAACUUCAACAACGAUGACUUUGAGAUUCCCAUCUACCCCUCUUUCAAUGAGUGACCCCAAAUACACUCUUCCACUUACCUCUCUGUCUCUCAAAUGUCUCCUCUCUCAUUUGGUGCACUUUUGCUCUCUUUCUUYGCCUUUCGUGAUCCAAAGAGAGCAUGUCUAAUUAUCGGUCAGAUGAUUGCACGGCCAGGAUGGAGAGAGCGAGUUAAUCAGGGAAAA